Staurois parvus is the source of this 297-nucleotide messenger RNA. NCBI's taxonomy places the organism in Eukaryota, Metazoa, Chordata, Amphibia, Anura, Ranidae. The record is from the annotation of a GenBank genome assembly.
CAGACCCUAAGCUCGAUACCCACCCUUGUCGGACCCUGCAUUCACUAUAUCCGCUCUCCCCGGACCCUGCAUUCACUAUAUCCGCUCUCCCGGACCCUGCAUUCACUAUAUCCGCUCUCCCGGACCCCGCACUAUCCGCUCUCCCCGGACCCCGCGUUCACUAUAUCCGCUCCCCCCGGACCCCGCGUUCACUAUAUCCGCUCUCCCCGGACCCCGCAUUCACUAUAUCCGCUCUCCCCGGACCCCGCAUUCACUAUAUCCGGUCUCCCGGACCCCGCAUUCACUAUAUCCGGUCUC